Molecule: messenger RNA, 10714 nt
Organism: Closterium sp. NIES-65
Lineage: Eukaryota; Viridiplantae; Streptophyta; Zygnematophyceae; Desmidiales; Closteriaceae
Source: the annotation of a GenBank genome assembly
AUGGAGAGCGAGAAGCUGACGUAUGGCGACGUGGUGUGUCUGGGAUGCAUGGAUCUGCACGGGUACCUGACGGGGUCAGGCCUCGUGGACGAGCGAGUGCGAUGCGAGAUUCUGGACGAUAACGUGGACGUCCCACCUUGCCUCGAUAACGCCAAGUUUGAAGUGCGCAUCAAGUACCAGUACUCGCUGUGGAACACCAAGGACGACGCGCACGGCAGCAGCGUCGCCCGCCCGGGCCACAUUCCACCCAAGGAGGGGGAAGGUGCCAGUAAAGCAGAGCAGGCGUUUAACAAUGGUACGCAACAAGCUCAUAUCCUUUCCAUCCUCUACUUCUUCAACAGUGCCUUGCUGCUCUCGCUCCCUGCAUUCCAGUCCACAUUCCACUGCAGUCUAUCUCCCAUCGUCAUGCGCUCCUUUGCACGCCACACCUUUCACUCACCUACCCUUCCCUGCCCCCCUUUCCUGCCCCCCUCCAUAUCUCCCGUCCUGUGCCUCCCAGUGCUGUACGGGCAGGUGGUGCAGCUGCUGCACGUGUCCAGCCACAAGUUCCUCACUGUCAAGCGCACCCAGUCCGAGCUCGAAAAGUCCCACCUCAAGGUGGUGCUGCAGAAAGGUGGAGACAUGGGCUCCUGGUUCUGUGUCACUCCAACCUACAAGAUCAAGGUGAACGCAGGGCCUGAGAUGGCGGGGUGGCGCAUCAUCCCGUUCGCCCUGCACGAGUCUCGCAUCCCCAAUGCACGGCAGCUGCUCAAGGGAGGAGAUGCCGUCAUGCUCAUCCACAGGGCGAGUGAGAUGAAUCUGGUGUGCGAUGAGGGCAAAGUCGUCUUUGAAGCCCGCAAGCAGGAUGGGGGUCCGAGCUCCAACGCGCUAUGGAUGGUGCAGCCCACGUGUGUGGAGUGGGGAGGCCGCCCUCUGCCCUAUGACCAGGGCUUCACGCUGCGCCAUCUGGCAUCGGGCUUGUUCCUGGAGUCCAAGCGCCAGCCGCAGAGCUCUCAGGACCUCCGCCUUGACGACUUCAGGCACGGCUAUGAUAAGUCUGCCGUGCUCUAUCAGUCGCUGCUGCGCUGCCAGGUGCUUGACUCACGCCCCUCUGCUCCUAAUUCUUCUCACUGUGCUCUCCCCUCUGUCACCAUCACAUCACGCCAGACACCUAUGCUUCAUCUCCAUGCGUAUCUGCACAUGCUCUCUUUCCCUCCCUACACUAUCUGUUUCGCUGUCUCAUCUGCCAUAUCUCAUUUCUUCUUCCCCACCUUCCCGCUCCUCCCAUCCCCUGUCCCCCAGGGCGUGCACGGGUAUGUGUCAGGGGGGCUGGGCGAGUACUCAAUAUCAGCAGGGGACUCGUCAAGCCGUGCGCUGCUGGCGCAGCUGGACUCGCUGUACGAGCGCAAGUCAGCAGGCCUCACCCAGUCCUGGGACCAGAAGGACGCACUGGUCUUUGAGGUCGCUUCACACCAAGCAGUCAAGCUCACAUGCACGGUAAGCCAUCUCACCCACCCACUCACUGCACUGCCAUCCCAUCCACCUACCCCAUGCCACCCUGCAUCCUCCCCACCCCAUACCAUACUGUUCAUCCCCAUGCCAUGCCCAUCCAUUGAUUCUCCAUCGCAUGCAGAACUAGCCAUGCCCUGUUGCAUUCCUUCGACUCACAUAUCUGCGCCUCCGUCCCACGCACCACUCGCGCCAUGCUCACAGCAAGCGCACUCGGCGGCGUGUGUGCGCAACUUCGUAGCAGCGCUAGACAGAGUGGACGACAUCGAGCCCUGCGCGGACGACUACCAGCUCAAGAAAAGGUGCCACGUGCUCUCCGCCCGCUGCCCACUGUUUUGCUUGUGGGCAAUGGUGCUGUGGACCUACGGGGGUGGUAUGGUACGCCCGGCAGUGUCGGAGCAGUUGGAGCGGUUGAUUCGCGCGCUGGUGGUGUCUGACAUGCCUGAUGUGCUCAACCUCAGAGGCCCUCCCAACCAAGUCUACCAGGUACUCCAGCGGGAGCAGAAGGUACUAACAGGCGUGAUGACCAUCCUCGAAACCCUCCUCAUCCGCAAGGGCCUUCCCCAGAACAGCAUCAUGCACCCACACCUGUUCGGCGGCUUCGACGUGCGCCGUCUCUGCAAGCUCGUGAACCGCUACCUGCAGGCGGCGUGCCGGCGGUGCCGGCCGAAUCAAGACCAGCUGGCGCCGUACAUCCCGCUGCUGGAGCAGCUCGUGGGGAACGAGAUCUACACGUCUGGGACUCUCAUGGCCAUCGUGGCUGAUAAUGAACACAUCAUCUCGUCCGUGACCGUGGAGAAUAUCCGGCAGCGCAUCAUAAACUGCCGCACGUUCCAGCGGCCGCGGGACAUCCGCUUCCUGAACAUCAUCUGCAGCUGUGGGGGAGCGCCCGUGCGCACGAACCAGAACGUGGUGGUGGACAUUCUCAAGGAGAACAGCGACGUGCUCGUCAAGGCGCGCGUCGCGCCCUCUGAGAACGGCGUGGGCGAGGAGACGCUGCUGCUGGAGCGCGACGGGCUCGUGGUGGACUGUGGCGCGCUUGAGAGUCUGGAUAAGCUCGGCGCGCACUCCGACUCUAUUCACCGCUCGCCGCAAGAGGUGCUGUUUCUGUUCUACGUGGUUACACUGGAGCUGUUCUGCACGCUGUGCAUGCAGCGCAACCGCAAGGCGAUAGACUGGCUGAUAGAGGACAGCGACCUGUACGGGCUGGACUACCACACGCUGCGCAUGGUCGUCUUCAACCCCUCGCUGCCCUUCUUCCUGCGCACCAACUGCUGCCGCCUCCUCACACACCUCUACAUUGACCGGGAGCCCUUUGAGGAGCGCUCCUACACGCGUUUUGUGCUCACCUGGCCGGCCAUAGACAACCGUCAACCAUUCCCGGAGGAAGAAUCAUCAGAGGAGGACGACGUGUCACAAGCCAUGGCAGACCCGUUCCUGGCCUUCCCUCACAAGGCACCGGAGCCGGGCUUCACAGCGCUCAAGCACAACAUCCUCGACUUCCUGCCCUCCACCACGCUCGCUCAGACCAACUCCCGCCCCGGCCAGAGCUCUCUGACUUUUGCCGUGCUGCAGACGGCCAGCCUGAUGCUGCGGUUUGGGCUGUUUGGGAGCUUUUCUGGGCAGGGCGAGGAGGGGAUAGCGCCCAUUGUGGACGCCGUGAUCCCGCUGCUGGAUGGCCGGUCGGAGAAGUGGGGUGGGGAUGGGGCUGCGGGCGGGGAUGCCCUGCGGUUCAAGAGCGAUCCUGAGUCAAACAUGAAUACUGUCAUGGAGGCCAAGACAGUGAUAUGCUCCAUGCUCAUGUACAUAUUCGACAUGCGCAGCAACUGGUGCAUCACCACGGCGUUCGACGCCUACUCGCGCCUGGGCGACCGUGCCACCACAGUGCCGUGGGACAUGCCCGCCAACCUCUCCCGCACCGCACAGGACCCCACCGACAUGCCUUCUCCGGCAAUCGGCGCACCUCCCUCCCCUGCAGCAACGCUCGAUGCCACUUCCACCGCGACUACCCCUGCGGCUCAGGACGUGAACGGCUCGCACUCCGCUCUUGCGCGUGCGUUAGCCGCUGUCGACGGCGCCACGAGUCCUCACGGGGAGAGAGCAGGGGGCUCGGGGGGAGCAGGCGCGGCGGGGGUGGGCGUGGGUGGGUUACCACAGUCAGGCAGCACGGGGGGGCUGGCUGCAGUGGCGCUAGCAGCCAUGGCAGCCUCAAAAGAGUCCAGCCGCAAGUCCAUGUGGCGUGGCAUGCGGCUCAAACUAGAAGCCAACAACCUCAAGACGCACGGCCGCGCCACCUUCCGCAUGUUCCCGCCCGAUGCAUCGGUGUUUGAGGGCUUGAGUGGGCAGCUGUUCAAGCGGCCGGCGCUGAGUGCACUUGUGGAGCGGGUGUCGGAGGGAGGGCUGCCGUACAUGCUAGAGGUGUUGUUGGAUCUGACGCGGUACCAGUACGCGCCACUCAAGGCGUAUGCGUUCUCGCUGAUUGAUCGCUACAUGACGGAGAAGGCGUCGCUGCUGCGCAAGAUGCUGGAGUGCCACAUCAUUGUGGAUGCGGACAUGAUGCUCGUCUACAAGCAGGUGGCUCGUGACGUGAGUGUGCUGCGCAGCCUGCAGGGCUGGCUGGGCAGUGACGACUCGCGUCUGCGAGUGGAGGUGCGGCGGCGGUGCGUGCGGCUGCUGGGGCGGUUCAAGGCCAUGUGCACGGUGGGGCCGGGGCAGAACGAAGCACAGGUGCUCAAGCACCAGACCAUCCUGCAGACUGUCGGCGCUCACCUCUGCUCCGUGGACCUGCUGCGCACGCCCUUCCGCAGAGUGGCAUCGCACGAGCCGGGAGUGAUGGACUGCAUGAGCGACAGGGGCCUGCAGGACCUCUUCUCAGCCGCCUACCAGUUCCUCGCCAUGUUCUGUGCGGGGGUGGUGAACGAGGAGCUGCAGCUAGCCCUGCACGCGCACAUGGGCGUGUUCCUGCCGCACCGGGGGCUGGCGUCGCUGAACGUGAUGGCGUUCCUGUGCGCGAUGCUCAAGGACAACUACGAGCUCUGCUCCACCGUGUCGCACGACCACCUGUGGGCCUGCAUCAAGCUCAUCCUGCGCUACGGCAAGCGUGCCACCUGGCUGCAGUUCCUCGAGACGGUGGUGCUGGUGAACGGGAAGCCGAUAGCGCGCAACCAAAUGAUGGUACUGGACAUGAUAAUCGACUACGACGACCAGAUCUCUGGCCUGCCCCACUCGCCCACGCACUGGCGCUGGCGCGAGGCUCUCAUGCGGCGCAACGAGCACGUGGCAGCGGGGGUGGACAGCCAGCUGCGCUACCACACCGCGUACGUCUCCCUCAUUGCUGCGUGCUGCUGGGGGAACAACCCUGCGAACGCGGUGAAAGUGAGCGGGCUGGUGGGGCUUGGGGACAUCAUGGCCACGCUGCUGUGGCUUGCAAGUGAGACUGCUGUGAGCGCGGACGCGGAUUCUGAGGACAUGGAUGACGCGGGGUGGGAUGAGGAGGAGCUGAUGGAAGAAGUCAAGGAGGGGGAGGAGGGAGAGGAGGACCGGAAGGGGGAUGGGGGGGAGGGUGGAGAGGAAUCGUCCGAGGUGUGGAAUUUAGAGAUCAGUUCGGAUGGGGAUACCCAAGAGGUGGACUCGUGGUCCACGGCCACAUCUGAAACCAGCUCUAUUCGCGGUGUGAAGCGGGGGGGAGGCGGUGGGAACGGCAGCGGGCGCUUGCAGGCCUCGGGAUCGUCCCAAAGGCGUCUUGAUCCCCGCAUGUCGCGCAGCUUCCCUGCUAUUCUGAGCCAGAAGGAAGCAGCUGGGGCGUCGCUGCAGGCCAAGGGAAGCCAGAGCUUCAAGGUCAGCCGGCGCGGACAGGGGAUGUUUGACGAGGCGGGGAUAUAUGUGUGGGGGGAGGACGAUGAGGAGGACAACGAGGGGUUGUGUGAGGAGGAGGAUGAGGAGGGGGUGGCGAGGACAGAGCAGGCGCGGGCCAUGUGGCGGAAGACCAACUCCAUGCGCACGUGGCAGGGCGAGGCGAGCGAGUGGGAGUGCCGGGCAAUUCCCCUAGAGGCGGUGCACGCGGUGAAGGCUGCGUAUGUGCGGCUGCUGCACCAGGCGUAUGUGACAGGACAUAGCGACCGAGCGACAGCCGAGAUCAGGGACGAGGGCAACGGCAUGUGGCCGGACGCGCGUGACUCGGAAGGUGACGGGCGCGGUGCAGCCGGGGGUAUCAGAUCGCCGCGUGCUGGAUCAGCUGGUGGUGCCAGCGAGCUGGGUGCCGGUCCAUCGAGUGCUGAGAAGGCGGCGGGGUGGCGUGGGAUGAGCGGGACGGUGGGGAUGCGGGGGCAGCCUGUAUCGCUCAUGGAGGACACAGUCACAGAGCUGCGCCUUGCAGCAGAAGAAAGCUUCGACCACGCCGCACCAGAGGGGUCAGCGCUGCACUACGUGACCACAGCCGCGCUGCCCAUGCUGUCGGCUUACUUCAAGCGGCAUUUCACGUCCCGCGCUGCCCUCCCGGACUCCCACCGGAGGGUGUUGGACGAGCUCGUGUCGGGGAUCUGGGAGCUGUGCUCGCAGCUGCCGGCGUCGCAGCAGGAGGCGUGUGUGCGGUGCGUGGAGGAGAUGAAAGCGGCGGGCGCGCUCAAGGGCACCAUGUACGACCCGCUGCUGCUGCCCUUCGCCAUGGACCGGCAAAUGUCGCGCCUCAAGUCGUCCGAGCUCGCGCGGAAAGGCGCGGUGUUCAAGAGCAACUGGGUGAACUUCUCGCGCCUGUUCUCACACACGCUGGAGAUCACAGAUCUGCACACCAUGGAAGGGUCGGGCGCUAGAGACCUCGCUCUGCUGCUCUCGCAGCAGCGCCUGGUGAUGAACUCCGUGCCGCCGUUCCAUUACUCCGACGUUGUGCGGCAGCUCACGCUGCUGCUCUCGGCGCCCAAGAUCCCCGAUGAGAUGACUCCAGACCUCAUCGUGCGCUUCCUGCGCGUGUGCAGCGCCAUGAUCUACCUAACAGAAGACACCGACACCAGAUCCGACCUCCCGGCAGGAGUUUCCGCGUCCGCAUCCUCGUCCGUGCCGACCUCUGUCUCUGCCACUGCCUCUUCGACCUCCACCACGUGGCUAGUGAGUGACGACCGCAAGCCCUUGGUAGCCAACAUCACGCACUCCCUCGGUGCUGCUGUGGGGGCCGUGCCUGCUGCCACAGGCGCUGCCGCGGGCGCUUCUGGUGCGGCAGGCGCGGGGGAGAAGCGGGAGGAGCAGGUGUCAGUAGGGCUGCUGGUGCUGCGGCCAGAGGAGAAGGCGCGGGCGAUGAGCAAGUGGGAGAUGUUUGAAGCGUCCCUUCCCGUGCGCUACUCCAAGUCGUCUCUCGACGCUCUUGACCGCGUGCAGUGCAAAUACGCGGACCUCGGCCUGGCAGAGUGCGCCGUGCGCCUCGUGAGCCACGGCAACCAGUGGGUGCAAGCCGAGGCGGUGAAGCUCGCGAUCGCACUCACAGACGAGGGAAACAGCAAGGUACAGGAUCUUAUGUACGCUGUUCUGGUGGAGGAUGGGCAGCUGUUCUUCACUGUCCAAAAGGUGCUAGCUGCUGCGUCUGCCACUAUCAAGUUUGUGCGCAAGGGGCUGGAUAAACAGGAGGCGCGCGCCAGGAAGGAGGCUGCUGGGAAGCGGCAGAUGCAGGAGAUGGCAGGGGAGGGGUUCGGGGAGGACAGAGAGGGGGCUGGGAGUGAGAGCGCCCGUGGCAGCGUGAGCGGGUUUUUCCGGGGGAGGAGUGUGCCGACGACCAUGCCUCGUGCAUCCUCUGCUAUCAGCUCAAGAGGGGGACGAGUGCAGGCUGCCGACACAUCUGCAUCGUCGGCAUCUGCUGCGUCAGCCGAAGCACCAGCAGCAGCAUCUGCAGCGGCGGGAGCGGAGGGUGGAGGGUCGGUGUUAACUCCCUCUAUGCGCUCGCGGCUCCUCCAUGCAGCGGCCAUGAUGAGACGGGCUGCUGCCACUGAGGCAGCAGGUGGGGAGGGACCCAAAGUGGUGGAGCAGCAGAAGGAAAAGGAGGGUGGGGCGGGAGGAGCGGAAGCGAGCAGUGGGGGGAAGCAAGAGGAGGCGGGAGAGGAGGUGCAGGAGGAGCGGGAGCGGGUAGGAUCGUUACGGGCCUUUACCAAGUCCAGGUCGUUGCGCAUUCCCCGGGUCACUCUAGCUGACAGCCCCAGUAUUGCUUCAGACGAUGCUCUCACAGCCCCUGCUGCUGCCAGGGCCACACCCACCGGCAGGGGCGGCAGCAAGACGCGGCAGCCGGGGCUCCCAAAGGCCAGUUCGAGGGGCAUCAGUGGCAGGAGAGAGACCGGGGAGGUGGAAUUUGGUGGAGGGUUCGCUGGGGAGUCUGGUGCUGGCGGUGGAGGUGACAGCAAGGGCGGAUCUGGCCUGCGCAUGUUCCGCCGCGCCGUGUCCUCUGUUGUGACUCGUGAACUGCCGCGCUUCUCCUCGUCUGCCGCGCACUUCCCCAUGCCCCGCACGCGCGCGUCCAUGGACGCUCAUGUCAAGGCGGGGCGGCGCGUGGAGGGCAGUGUGACGCGCGAGGAGGAUGAGGACGAGGAGGAGAGCGAGGGGCGGUUGCGGCAGGAGGAGGAGGAUGGGUUCCAGUUGUGGAACGUGGAGGAGUCGGCGAGUCACAAGGACACCACGCUGCACAAGAAGGCGUGGGUGGUGCUGUCGGGCCAUGUCACUAACGUGCUGCGCAUGCUUCAGCUGCUGUGCGAGGGGCACAACGCGCGCAUGCAGCGCUUGCUGAGAGUCCAAGAUGACACAAUGGCAGCAGGUGCUGUUGCUGGUGGUGGCGGCGGCGGCGGGGGCAUGGCGUAUGACUCGGGGCCGUGGGGCGGGGGGAGAGGCGCGGGGGGCAGCGGUGCGGGGAGCAACGGGCGCAGUGUGAACCUGCUGCAGGAGAUCAUAGUGUUCCUGGAGCAUCUGCAGCCGUCGCUCGACAAGAACCUGUCCCAGCACAACCCACUGCUUGCUCAAAUUGCUCUUCAGGCCCUGAACACACUCCUGGAGGCGAUUCAGGGUCCGUGCUUUGAGAACCAGCUGGCGCUGGUGCGGUCCAACUUCCUCUCCAUCACACAGCGCAUGAUGGCCAGCCUUACGUACCGUGACGAGCGCGUGCCCGCCCCCGACGAGCACGGGGAGGGGGGCGAGCAGCCCGUGCGGUUCAGCCCGGAAGUGAUCGCUAAAGUGCUCAGCUACACGGCGCUCGGGGAUAGACCCGCUGGCAGCCUCGACUGCCCCAUGCUUGGGCCAAAUGACCUGCGCACAUGGGUGCGCAACGGCAUCCUGUCAGUGUACCUCUCCCUGCUGGAGGAGAUCGGCAGCAACCACGAGAUCCCCAGCAAGAUGGCCGCAGUCAUUGACUUCUCAGCGCUGCUGCAGCGCUGCCGCUACGUGCGCGGCACCAUCCUCAACGAGUUUGACGCCUUCUCCUCCACGGCAGCCCGCAGGUUCCGCGGCCGCUCCACGCUCUCGCUUUCUGAGAUGCUCGAAGCCACUGGACUUGCUGCUGUUGCCGCCGCUGCUGGUGCUGGUAGUGGUGGUGGUGCUGGUGGUGGGAAUUCCGCUGCCGGUGGCAGCAAAUGGGGGGGUACUGGUGCUGCGGCAGCGCCCGGGGGAAGCAACAGCGGCAGCGGCAGUGGCGUCGGUGGCAGCAGCAGCGGCGGGAGUGGUGGUGCUGGUGCGGGUAGCAGCGGAGGUGGGAUGGGCGAGGGAGGGGACAGGGCAGCAGGCAGUGGGGGUGAGCAGGAGGGUGCAUCACGGCAGGAAGGGUCGAAGCUGCCGCUGUGGAUGACGUUCAAUUCAGAUGCUCUGAACCACCUGCUGCCAUCCGAAGUGCUCAACUCUCUCAUGAUCAUGAUCAAGCUAGACGAUUUCGACCGUUGGAUGUUCGCUAGUAGCGAAGCCAGCAACGCCAGCAGCAGCAGCAGCGCUGCGCUGGCAGCGCGCGAUUGGUCAGGCGCGGGCGGGCGCAGAGCGAUGUUUGCGACGUGCACGUACUCGAUUCUCAAGUGCGACAAGCCGCAGCGGUGCGGCACGCUGUGCUUCGGCCACACGCUGGCUGUGAGCGACUCAGAGCUGCAGAACUUUUUCUCGCACUCGUCGUGUGCCAUUGAGGUGGUGCGCGAGGGGCAGCUGGAGAAGGUCUACUUCCCUCUCACGGCCGAGUGCCGCCGCCUGUCACGCGACCCCGUGUGGACCAUGGCAGCAUUGGAGGAGCUGUAUGACGUGCCCCGGGAAAACCCCAUCCAGAAGGUGCAGCACUUCAUGCGGGCGGCGCGAGUGCUGGUGCUGAAGUUACAGCACUACGAGCGCAUGCGGCACCGGCACCCGUGGGCGGGCUGGCUGCAGGACAUGCUGCCGCAGAUCAAGCGCCUGCCCUUCUACACCUCCAUCCUCAUUGUCACGCUCAUAGUCUUCAGCUACGGGCAGACCAUGCAGCCCUGGGCGCACUAUGCCUUUGCGCUCGCGCUCAUUCGCGUGCUGGGGCUGCUGCAGCUGCUGGUGACGAGCCUGGCGCUUGUGGGAUUCAUCUGGCUCGAGUCGCCGCUGCUUGUUUUGAAGGAUGUUGCUGGGGAUGAGCGAGAGGCCGAUAUCUCAGAGCGCAUGACUCGGGGCGAUGGGGCAGCAGUGGAUGCAGGGGAGGCAGGUCUGGACCAGCGGCUGAACGAGUCCAUGGACCUGCGAGGCGUGCCCAAGUCACUGCUCUUCCGCAACCUCGACUUUUGGUACUCCGUGCUCAUGGUCGUCGCCAGUGUGUUGGGGCUAUCAGUAUCGCCCUUCUUCUUCGUCUUCCACCUGCUCGACUUUAUCAUCUACCAUCCCUCGGGCGCCAUUGUGCUCAAGUCCGCGUAUGUGGGUGGCCCUUUACUAAUCCGCACGGGCCUCGUGGGCAUCCUCGUGAUCUUCAUGUACUCAAUCGUCUCCUUCCUCGCAUUUGCCGGUCACGACGACUUUGCCUGCACCACGCUCUACGAGUGCAUAGGGCUGCACCUCGUGAAUGCCAUAGCGAGCAGCAGCAUUGGCGGGCUGUGGCAGGCGUGGGACACGGUGCCCACGUCGGUGGUGACGGAUGUGUGGCGGCAGCUGCGCACCGUGUUCAUUGUGUCCUUCCUCAUCGUCUGGGUCUUCCUGCUGCAGAACAUCUUCACUGGACAGAUUGUCGAUGCCUUCACCUCCAUUCGAGAUGAGAAAGCAGCCAAGGAAAAGGACCUCG